Messenger RNA from Bombus impatiens (common eastern bumble bee), 6083 nucleotides. RefSeq names its product helix-loop-helix protein 11 (gene crp). The record is from RefSeq and is a predicted model, not a curated record. Gene Ontology annotation, molecular function: RNA polymerase II cis-regulatory region sequence-specific DNA binding; protein dimerization activity; DNA-binding transcription factor activity, RNA polymerase II-specific. NCBI's taxonomy places the organism in Eukaryota, Metazoa, Arthropoda, Insecta, Hymenoptera, Apidae. Gene Ontology annotation, biological process: regulation of transcription by RNA polymerase II. Bases 1139 to 2740 code for a protein of 533 amino acids. Gene Ontology annotation, cellular component: nucleus. The transcript has 6 exons.
GGGCCUCUGCCAGCUGGCAGAUGUUUCCCGCGCGGCCGCACCAUUCCUCUAGCGUAAACCUACGCAACGUGAAAGUAGUCCCUUCUAAAGCAAUAAAUAUUUCUAACAAUAGCUCACCAAGCAGACAGCUAACCACACCAGUGAUUCGACGUAUGGCAGUAGAUAAUCUGCAUGCAACUACCUGCGGAAAACCGUAAAAACUUGGUGCGAAACUGAAGAUGAGCUGAUGUGCGAUUGGUCCAAAGAGAGUCAUUGUUCAGGGCAGAGUAUCAUGUAGCGUUCACCCUAACCGCGUACACUAAACUUGUCAUGAGUGCCUCGAAAACGCUUCUCCAACGUUCGACGCUGUGAAUCACGUCUAUGUUGCUGUGCUUCGUGGAAAUAUAAACUAGAUUGAGACAACAAACCACCGUGUGAUUAUAUUUUCGUUUCUGCAUAUCGUUUCUACAGUGCGCGAGUGUUAUUUGCCUCAAGUUUCAUGACAAAGUUUAGCAUGUGCCACGUGAUGAUUCGGUGUACAUGGACGGAAUGAUUUGCUUCGUGACAAGAUUCGUGAGAUGAUAUAUUUGAAAUGUAGUAUUAGUUUAUGCAACAUCGGACAUUACUUAUCGUAAUUUUCGAUACAUUAAACGAACAUAUAUAAUUAAUCAAGAGUGUUGUCGUGUAAACGCGAUAAAAAUAAUUGGUGUUAAAAAAUAAAGGAUUUCUAGGGUAUAUAAGAUUUGAGAAAAAAUUUGUAGUAGAAAGUGGCAGAUGUCCAAAGGGGCGUCGGAUCAACCAUAGGUGUUGACGGCACUGAAGCCGGCGGCGGAGUGAUUCGCGGCACUCUGUGGGGGCCCUCAGCUGUUUCCCGCCAAAGAUCGCCAUUACAAAACGCGUUCGGGCGUUGUGUGUGCGCCGCGCGGAGUGGCUGUCCCGUGGACGAAUCUCGGUGCGUGCCACCGCGGUCUAAAAAGUUAAUUAACGAGUUCCGUGGAGGAUUUGCGUCACGUUUGCGUGAAGUGUGCGCGUCGAUUUUUUUCGAGUGGAGUGCUGCGAAAGAGAGAGAAGCCCGUCGUCUUUUCGCUGCCGUGACGACGGCUGCUGGGACGGUGCGGGAUCGCGCGGCGGGAUUCUCAGUGCUGCGGACCAACGAGAUAUGUCAGUGUUUGGUGGCGAGGAUCGUAUUCUGCUCGAGGAAAUUGUCGAAACCACCGAGGAACAGGAAACCAAUUUGUGCGGCAUUGGAACAAUAGAGGAGGGCUCGGUGACCACGAGCGUGACGGUCGCCGAGGUCGUUGAUUCGCAGGAGCAACAGCAACAGCAAUCGAAAAGCAACGGCGCAGUAUCUCGCCGUGUUGCUGGUCAGAACGUUGCGUUGAGCAACGGAAAUAGUACCAGCAACGUCGGCCGCGUUACACCGCGAAGCCAUAUGGAGCAGGAGAAGCGUAUGCGGCGAGAAAUCGCCAACAGCAAUGAACGACGUCGGAUGCAAAGUAUUAACGCCGGUUUCCAAUCUCUAAGGACGUUGUUGCCACAUCAUGAGGGCGAGAAACUUUCUAAGGCUGCGAUACUUCAGCAGACUGCCGAAUACAUAUACCAGCUGGAGCAAGAGAAAACCCAACUGCUGUCACAGAACUGUCAAUUAAAGCGACUGGUGAAUCAACACGAGGGUGGUGAUGUUCCGAUCAAGAAACGCAAACCGGACAAUCAAGGAGGUGUCGUGGUUAGUCUACCAAUGCACGUUAGCGAAAGCGGUGACGAAGGAUUGGGCAGCAUGUCCCCAGAACCAUUGUCGGUAAUAACGGUGACCACAGAGGGACAUUCUGUGGUCAACAGUGAGGUGGUAGAACUCAGACGACAGUUGGAAAGGGAACGUCACGCGAGGUUGCAUCUAGAGAAGCAGAUGAGAGCUAUACAGAGUCAACUAUACCCGGAAAGAUUCAGGGAUAAUCAACUGAUCACUUAUCAGCCUCACGAGGUGAUUGAACAUACGGACAACGUGAUCGCUCAAGAGACAGAGGAAGCGGUAGCGGCACUGCAGGUAGUUUCCGUGGUGUCCUUGGCACCGGUUGGCACGACGCAGACCGUGGACACGUCUAGUCCGGAUCCAAGUUCACCACCUCUGUCUCCACAACCCGCCGAUAUGGUACCAGAAGAGAUCAAGGAGGAAGAGACUGGACCAGGUUCGCCGAAGAUUGUAACGUUUGGCCAGAACCAGGUGUUCUCCGCAAUUGACGAACAGACAACCGGUGACUCUUUUUCCUCGUCGAGUCGUGUCACGUACGCCACGACUACGGGGGAGUUUAAAAACGCGUCACCUCAAUAUAUCACCACCAGCCCCAGUAGGCCUUUCUCACCGACCGCGGAGCCGCAACGACUACCAAGCGUCCUCGAGGCUGCUAUGAAAGCGGAACCGAAAGUAGAAGUUGAGAGGUUGCCGUCGCCUUCGAACUCUCUAGACGACAGUUCCCCUCAGGCGAGGCUUUAUUUAGCGAACACCUCCAGACAGAAUCUGGAAACGAUCGUGGAGGCGAUACGUCACCUAGAGGGGGACCAUCUCUUCAGCGACGAACCAGCGCAGGACAUGCCGCUGGCGUUAACCAACAAACAAACGGCGAACACGUCGAGCAAAUCAUCUACUACGCCAGGUGCGUCGCCGACGGCGAAGCAGCGGCUACUACAGGCCGAGUUCCUCCAGUUCCACAGACAGCAACAGGCCCAGCAGCGACCGGGCGUGAUCGUAGUGAAGCAUUCGUGAUCAAAAGGCGCGUCGCGAUCAGCAAACUGAACGCGCGCGUUCGCCACGGCGAACUCGCCUCCGCUCGAGAUUAAUGGACGGUCGAAAACCCGCGACGCAUCGAGACAUCAAGAGACGCAUCCUUCGAAAAGUGUGUACACAGAAACACGUACGUUAAGUAACCAACCGAGAGAAUAAAGAAGAAGAAGAAGAAAGAAGGAUGUUUCUGCGACACAGUCUACGCUCGAGUCGGAGGCUCCGUUUCCUCGAAGACGCUCGGGACGCCUCCUUGCGUUUGCUGUUGUAACCGCCGACCGACCAUUGUAUCGGUGUUGCUCUGUCGGCGUUUUCGUAUGUUCCUACUGCCUGUCGUCCGCCGUCGUUUCGAGCACAGAUCUGUCCCCAGUGUCCAUCGAGAUUCAAACCUGUUGCUGUUUACGUUCGAGGGAUUAGAUAAUCGUUUAUUGGUUAAUAAGUAUCGACAGAUCCAACGAGAAAGCUAUCUAACCACAUACUUUCUAUCGAUGGAGUUUGAGGUUAUGAAAAUCUCGAAACGAGGGUGGGGCCAAAAAGUCGAAGCUCGACGAAAGGAUCCUCGCCACCGAGUCGUCGAAAUGUUUCCCUCGUCCUAACCUCACUUUUCAUCGCCCACUCCAAUCAUUAUUAUCCUUUCGCUAGUUCUUGUAAAUACCACCGAUAUAUUUUCCUCUUAAUUAGGUUCUCCAUCGUGUCCCAUUUCCGUUUUAUUUUUUUUAUUUUCUUUCUUUGUAAUAAGAACACGAUGGUGAACCCAAGCGUCUCCCUCAUUCCCAAGAAAGAUUCUUCCCUGUCCUGCUGUCAUCCUCAAUAACACUCGUAAUAGGGUUGAAUCGUUAGUCUUUUCCCAACAUUCAUCCCCUUCAUCACUUCGCGAAUCGAGACAGCGAAGCGGGCGUUUCUCUCCUCGUGUGUUAACGAGACAGGAUUUUUCAUUUUCUUUUUUCUUGUUUUUUUUUUCCAUAGACUUAAGGCGACAUGCUACCACAAUAAUAAUUAUUCCUAGGUCGUAAGGCUGCGUAUGCUGUAUGUCGUACCGAUAUAUACAUAUGUACACACGAUAUAUACGUAUAUACAUGAGACAAUGUAACGAGUACGAUCCCCUUCCGCGAAAUGUGUAUAUACAUAUAUGUAUAUGUAUAUGAUGUGUGUAUACGUAUAUAUGUAUAUAGAUAUAUAUAAUGGAUAUAUAUACACACACACACACAAACAUACACACAUUUGCGUUUUCUUUUUUACAUUGUUACGAGAAUUCAAAGAAAAAAGGAAAAAAAAGGAGCAUUCUAUAUAUAUAUACAUAUAAAAGAUACUUAUAGGAAGCGGAUACACUCUCGACGACGCCGUACAUUCUUUUUUCUUUUCUUUUUCUCUGUUUCUUGUUUUUCUCUUUAUGUUUCUGUUUUUUUACGAUGUUCAUAUGGACUUAGUACCAUAUUGUUCGAGUGAUAGUUCGAUCAACAGGGUCGACCACACACAUUGUACGCAUACUACACGUAUAUAUGUGUAUAUAUAUACGUAUAUGUAUAUUACACAUACACGCCGCAUGCUUAAUAUUUGACACACAUUAAGAUGCACCUAAGCGAAAGAGCCAUAAAAAGAAAAGUACCGAUUGUUUCCAUGAACCAAUUUAGGAAGAGAAAACAAAAAAACGGCAGAGCGAAAGACAUAGUUAUCCAGUCGAAGAGUGAUCUCGUCGCACGAGAGAGCACACGCGAGCAAGAAAUUCCGUUUAAUCUGUGCCAAAUAUCGAGUAACCAGACUUUUUGUUCCUUCGUAGAUAGUAGUAGUGCCAGCGACGAAAAACAGAAAAUUGGUAGACCUGGCGUUCGAACCAAAAUGGCGGCGAUCAGCCGCUGAAACGAUGAUCGUUCACUCCCUUCUCGCAAAUCGUGUCUGGCAUGCAUAUUACGACACUCGAGCUCGCGAGGCAGACUUUUUCUACCGUGUGUACACUUUUUUAAUAUUCACUUGUUCCCCUAACCUCAAUCGCGAGACGAAAAUUCGAAAAACCAAAAAAACAUAUAAUAAAAAAAUAACAAAAAAAAAUAUAUACAUAUAUAUAUAUUGAAACGCAGAAGGCUGAAACACUGGGAGCAAUCACCAUCAACACUGCUUCGGUGAUCCUCGCAACAACACUUUCCCCCCCAACCAUUUUUGUACGUCGAACGAAGCACGAUGUUUUUAGGUUAAGAAACUUGAGAGAAGCGAGCCAUGAUUUCUUCGUGCCUUUUGAAGGGAAGAACGAUCUAUUCGAUUGGAUCGAACGCGAUUUAAAUACCGACCAAUCAAAUAUUGUAGAACUUUGUUUAUCUGAAAGCUGAAGUUAUUCAUGAAGGAAAUAAUGUGCAUAUAUAACAAGAGUCUAUUACUAUACAUGACCCUAUGACAAAGCCAUAUUGAUCAUCUGUAUAAAUUGAAAAGUAGAGAAGAGUGACGAUGUUGCAGACACUAUUUUUUAAUCUUACUUUAGAAUUUAUUAUUAUUUUUGUUAUCUCUUUGCAAUAAAUGAUCUUGUGAAAGUAAGUCAUUUGUUUAUUGAGAAUUGAAUAUUAAUCAUGUAGUCACGCAAUGAAACUGAGAAAUUGACAAAAGUGGUGCUGAUCAAUUUGGCUUAUGAGGCGCUUAAUAAAAGUUCAUAUUCAGGAUUCUCUUGCACAAUAAUUUAGCAUAAAUAUUAAUAAAACUAAUAAAUUGACAAAUUAUGAAUUUUAUGUGUUAGACUUCUCUUUUAUAGACACAUGUUAAAUAGGAUAAGCAAAUGACUUGUGAUUUGUAAAAAUUCAUUUAUUUUAUUAUCAAAAGAACUUAUUAAUACUGAUAAUUUGUAACUUAUGAUUAGUAAAAUGUCACUGAUAAUACUAAUUUCAUUGUGCAAGAGAAAUCAAAUAAUCAGUUAACAAAAUUUCGUUUCAAUAAAUGAAGUUCUACUAUAUAAACAGACACACAUACAUUCGUUUGAGUUAAACGCGUCUCUCUCUCUCUCUCUUUCUCUCUUUCUCUCUCGUUUUACGUUGCAUCUUUUUUUUCUUAACCCUAGAAAAAUAAACACGGACUGAAUUACCGACAUAACGCAUGCGUCUAGUUAUUUUUUUCUAUGUCUCUUUUCUUUCCAGAUCGAAACAGUGGAUCCUUUCGAUCGCCAUUCGAUAUACCGACACACGGUUUAGUUUUCCAUGCGAUGAAGAUACGAGAGAGUGUGUAUGUAUUGAGUUUUGAGCGAAUAUGUAGUAUGCCUAUCAUCGAGAGGGAUUUCAUUGUUAGAUAUACAUACACUUGUGUUUGUAAGUACGUAAGCAAAAGGCAGACGCAGAAAGAAUUAUGAGAUAAA